AUGUGUUUAUCAUUGAGAAUCACACGCAACCUGAAAUUGCUUCACGCAAAAAUUCCAAUUUGUAGCAACACGCAGAGAACUCGCAAAAUGUCGUCCCUCCUACCUGGCAGUAACACAUUCAACCCAGACAAGGACAUACCUGACUUGUCUGGCAAGCACUACAUCGUGACCGGAGGUUCUGCUGGAAUAGGCUUUGGUAUUGCUGCACAUUUACUCCAGCACAAGGCAGACAACGUCACCAUCUUGUCGAACAAGGAAGAGCAUGCCCAAUCGGCGCUUGAAGAGCUGAAGGAGUACGGAGAUGCUUCCAAGGCUCACUGGGUCAAGUGUGAUUUUGAGGAUCUCAAGUUUACGGAGAAGGUCGCCAAUGAAUUGGCCAGCUCGCAGGAUAAGCUCCAUGGACUCGUUCUCAACGCAGGUCUUGGCGUUGGAGUAUACAACGAGACAAAAGACAAGAUCGACUCCCACUUCCAAGUCAACAUCCUAUCACAGUUCCUCCUCCUGAAGAAGCUCCUUCCUCGCCUGCAAAAGACGCCGGGCGCCCGCCUGGUCCUCGAAUCCUCCGAUCUCCACAAGGCCGCCGACGGCGGUGCUCAGUUCAAGGACGAAGCCGAGAUCAAUACCGACAUCGGCCCGACCCAGCUGUACAACCGAAGCAAGCUCGCCCUGAUCCUGCUCGCUCGGGCACUCCAGCGCAGGAAAGAAGCCGGCGAGCUGGGCUUCCAGCCGGGCCAGGAUGUCUUCAUCAACGCCGUGCAUCCCGGCGCCGUCGCAACGGAUCAGCAGCUCCAGGCCGAGGAGGCCUACGGUACCCUCGGCGUGGUUGGCCAUGCCAUCGUCAGGCCGUUCCUGAAGGAUCCCGUCUCGCAGGGAUGUCGCCCUGCUUUGUACGCGACGACGAGCAAGGAGAUUGAGGAGCAGGGUAUCAGUGGGCAGUACAUCGUGCCGGACAAGAAGGUGACGAGCCCCAGCAGUAAGGCACAGGAUGAUGAGCUUGGUGAGAGGUUGUGGAACCUCAUGGAGCAGAUGUUGAAGGAUAGGCUGGGUUGA
Pyricularia grisea is the source of this 1050-nucleotide messenger RNA. RefSeq lists its product as uncharacterized. Lineage: Eukaryota; Fungi; Ascomycota; Sordariomycetes; Magnaporthales; Pyriculariaceae. The record is from RefSeq and is a predicted model, not a curated record. The coding region runs from base 1 to 1050 and encodes 349 amino acids. The transcript is spliced from 3 exons.